Schizophyllum commune H4-8 is the source of this 2270-nucleotide messenger RNA. Its product is annotated as NGP1NT-domain-containing protein. Gene Ontology annotation, molecular function: GTP binding. The record is from RefSeq and is a predicted model, not a curated record. The transcript is spliced from 6 exons. NCBI's taxonomy places the organism in Eukaryota, Fungi, Basidiomycota, Agaricomycetes, Agaricales, Schizophyllaceae. The coding region runs from base 33 to 2033 and encodes 666 amino acids. Gene Ontology annotation, cellular component: nucleolus.
UCUCCGACUAGCGCUCAUCAUCCCCUCCGACGAUGGCGCCCCCAUCCAAAAAUGCAGGAUCUUCGUCCAAGCCGCGCUCCUCCGCUUCCCAGAUCUCCCUGAAGCGCGUGAAGGGGGAGAACUUUUACCGCAAUGCGAAGCAGGUCGCGCGCCUGAAGAUGCUCAACGGCGGCAAGCCCGUCCGCGACAAGGACGGCAAAAUCAUCGAGGCGGCGGCAUUCCAGAAGGGGGAGGACGAGACGAAGCCUGGGAGGGUGCAGCCUGACCGGCGGUGGUUUGGGAACACUAGGGUGAUCUCCCAGACGGCCCUCGAUCACUUCAGGACGAGCCUUGCGACGAAGAAGGAUGACCCCUACUCUGUGCUGUUGCGGAGGAACAAGCUCCCUAUGGCGCUUCUUGACGAUGCGGCCAAUCCGAAUGCACGCAAGCGCUCCCACAUCGUCGAGACCGAACCCUUCUCCGAUACCUUCGGCCCCAAAGCGCAGCGCAAGCGCCCCCGCGUUGAGGUUGGGUCGUUCGCCGAGCUCGCAGAUGCUGCGAACGAGGCCGCCGCGGAGCCCGAGGAGGGAUCGGCCGCUGCUCCCGUUGAAGUUCUCGAGCCGCAAACGCACGCCGACUUCUACGAGCCCAUCUACGCGAAGGGGACGUCCCGCCGCAUCUACGGCGAGCUGUACAAGGUCAUCGACUCCUCGGAUGUCAUCCUUCACGUCCUCGAUGCUCGCGACCCCCUGGGCACCAUGUGCGAGUCCAUCCUGGAGUUCAUCAAGAAGGAGAAGGCGCACAAGCAGGUCGUGCUCGUCAUCAACAAGUGCGACUUGGUCCCGAACUGGGUUACUGCCCGCUACAUUCAACACCUCACCCCCCGCUACCCCACCAUCGCCUUCCACGCCUCCCCCAACCACUCCUUCGGCAAGGGCUCGCUCAUCCAGCUCCUUCGCCAGUUCUCCCAGCUACACUCCGACAAGAAGCAGAUCUCCGUCGGCUUCGUCGGGUAUCCCAACGUUGGCAAGUCGAGCGUUAUCAAUACGCUCAAGAGCGGCAAGGUCUGCCGCGUCGCGCCCGUGCCCGGCGAGACCAAAGUCUGGCAGUACAUCACGCUCACCAAGCGCAUCUACCUCAUCGACUGCCCGGGCGUCGUCCCUACCUCCGCGCACGACUCGCAGACGUCGACCGUGCUGAAAGGCGUAGUGCGCGUGGAGGCGCUGCCAACGCCCUCCGAGCACAUCCCAGCGCUGAUGGAGCGCGUGAAGCCGAUUUACCUCUCGCGCACGUACGGCGUGCCCCUACCGGACGAGAACGACCACUCGAAGAGCUGGGAGCCGGAGGAGUUGUUGGACAAGCUGGCGAGGAUGAAGGGGCGGUUGUUGAAGCAGGGCGAGCCGGACCUGGACUCGGUUGCGAAGAUCUUGCUUAGCGACUGGGUGCGCGGGCGGAUACCAUUCUUCGUCCCUCCGCCCGAGCGCCCGGAUGAGCUCAACAAGGCCGAGGCGAAGGCGGCGAAGGUCAAGGCCAUCAAGGAGGGCAAGGGGAAGGAGAAAGCUGUCGGGAAGGACGAACGUGUCGUGCCGGGCGUCAAGCAAAACUUGGGGUCCAUCAUGCAGAAGAACACGUUCGUCGACGAUGAUGUCCGGCCGCUCGAGGUGGAGGAGACCGUAGAGGAGGAUUCGGACGCAGAGGCAGCCCAAGAAGACGACGAUGGGUCGUCAGGGGAAGAUGCGGAAGAAGUGGGCGCGGAGGACGAAGAGGACGAUGAGAUGACCUGGGACGACGUCUGGACCGGAUUCACCGCGGAGCCCGCUGCUCCUGCGGAAGACACAUCUUCCGCUCGUGCUGAUACUCAAGACGAGGAGGGUCAAGAAGGCAAGGCGCAGGAAAAGGCGUCGCGCAUGAAGACAAAUAAGCGCAAAGCCACGAAUUUCUACUCUGAGGCCAACGUCAAGAACAAAAAUAGGGCCAAGGCGGCGCACAUGAAGAGCCUGCCGACUGGCAAGCGCACUGGGAGGGAGGGCCCGAAGGCCAAGGCGAGGCGGUGAGAGACUGUGCGAGGCGCCUAGUAGCACACGUCGGUCGCUAUAUACAUAUUGUGUCUGUAGUUCGUGGUGAACGGACGGGCAGCGAGUGCCCACUAGUGCCCUGUUCUGGAUCGGUGGCGGCGUGCGAAGGGGCGCGCGCAAGCCCAGACUGCGUUCGAGGGGUGCAGACAGGCAAGGCCGCAGGAUCGAAUUUGCGCUGCCGACGGCGGGCGUGAGGCGCCGCCCGAUUCCCGACCC